Molecule: messenger RNA, 1549 nt
Organism: Ilex paraguariensis (yerba mate)
Lineage: Eukaryota; Viridiplantae; Streptophyta; Magnoliopsida; Aquifoliales; Aquifoliaceae
Source: the annotation of a GenBank genome assembly
UACAAACCAAAAGAGAAAGCUCGAAAACCUCUCUUGCUUUCUCUCUCUCAGACCCUAACGCAUCCACACACACAUGGCGUCUGUGGUUUUGCCAUCGCCUUCGUCGUCUUCAACACCUUCGUCUCUGUUUUCUCGUUACUCGCUGAGCCAGAGGAGCUUCGUGUCCAAUGAAGCUCGUCCUCGGAUUUACCCGCCAAACGGUGUCAAAUGUGAACUUACUGAACCAGUUAAUGGAAAGCAUUGUGUACCAAUCCUUAAUGACCGAACGUUUACUAAGUUCUUGCAAUCAACACGCUUGGAGAAUGUAGUCAACAAGAGCAGCAAUACCAGACUUAAGAUAUUCUCUGGCACAGCUAAUCCUGCACUUUCUCAGGAAAUUGCUUGGUACAUGGGCCUUAACCUUGGACAAAUCAAGAUAAAGCGGUUUGCUGAUGGUGAGAUCUAUGUUCAGUUGCAAGAGAGUGUUAGAGGAUGUGAUGUGUACUUGGUGCAGCCUACCUGCCCUCCAGCAAAUGAAAAUCUUAUGGAGCUUCUUAUAAUGAUUGAUGCUUGUCGAAGGGCAUCAGCCAAAAACAUUACAGCAGUCAUUCCAUAUUUUGGAUAUGCUAGAGCUGAUAGAAAGACUCAAGGGCGUGAAUCCAUUGCUGCCAAACUAGUGGCUAACCUUAUCACGGAAGCAGGUGCAGAUCGUGUUCUGGCUUGUGAUCUUCAUUCUGGGCAAUCCAUGGGCUACUUUGACAUUCCUGUGGACCAUGUAUACUGUCAGCCCGUGAUUCUUGAUUACCUUGCCAGCAAGAAAGUUUGUUGUAAUGAUUUGGUAGUGGUCUCACCUGAUGUUGGAGGAGUUGCUAGAGCACGUGCUUUUGCAAAAAAAUUAUCUGAUGCACCUUUAGCCAUUGUGGACAAAAGGCGUCAUGGUCAUAAUGUUGCUGAGGUUAUGAAUCUGAUUGGUGAUGUUAAAGGAAAAGUUGCUGUGAUGGUGGAUGACAUGAUUGACACUGCUGGAACUAUUGCAAAAGGUGCAGCCUUGUUACAUGAAGAGGGGGCCAGGGAAGUAUAUGCUUGCUGCACCCAUGCUGUUUUUAGUCCUCCUGCAGUUGAGAGGCUGUCAAGUGGCCUGUUUCAAGAGGUCAUCGUUUCGAACACAAUUCCAGUAAUGGAGAAGAACUACUUUCCUCAGUUGACUGUUCUUUCGGUAGCAAACCUCUUGGGUGAAACCAUUUGGCGCGUUCAUGAUGAUUGCUCAGUGAGUAGCAUUUUCCAGUGAAUCGGACAGGUAGGAGAGAUUCAGGACAGUCCACCAAUGGUGUAAUCCUUCAUGCAGUCUUUCUCUCAUUUCUUGGUAAUUUGUACCCUUGGUCAUAAUUUAUUCUCUCCUUGCCCUUUCUCUCUUUAGCCUAUUGACUACAAGACUAACCAUAGACAACACCACCUCACCUCACCCCACCCCACCCCCAUCCCUGUUCUAUGAGGAGUGGAAAACACAUUGCUCUCUUAGUAGUCAAGGACUAGAUAAGCUGUGGGGUGGGUUUUUUUUUUUUUUUUUUUU